Arabis nemorensis is the source of this 549-nucleotide messenger RNA. The record is from the annotation of a GenBank genome assembly. Lineage: Eukaryota; Viridiplantae; Streptophyta; Magnoliopsida; Brassicales; Brassicaceae.
AUGAGUAGAGGAGGCAUGGGACCAACUAAAUCAAAGUUAGUAGCCAUCUUGCUCAUUUCCUCCGCUAUUCUGGUGGUGUCAAGUGCAACAGUAGAAGAUCUGGUGGUGGUACAAUGCAAGAACCAAUGCAAACAUGAUCUAUACAACAAGAAAGAGUGUGAAGAUCGGUGCGACGAAAAGAUGAUGAUGAAGGAAGAUGAACAAGAUCCCUUCUGCAAUGCAUUUUGCAAACCCUUUUCAGAAGAUGGACAAGGAAUGCACCAACGUUGCAUGACAGUUUGCCCUCGGACCAAGUCCUUGUCAGAGAGACAACAAGUAGAAGAUUCUAAGGGUGUUUUGGAGACAAAGUGCAACAGAAAAUGCUCUUCUUACACGGAACCAGAGACACAUAAAAGAUGCAUCUCCGAAUGCCUCAGGUCCAUCAUCUCCAAGAGGAUAGACAACGAGGCAAUCUGUGAGUCAUCGUGCAGUGUUGUUCAAGAGACACCACUCAUUAUAAGGUGCACUAGAGUUUGCCACGAGAGAAUUCCCGGAGCUGUUUCUACUUAA